Diachasma alloeum is the source of this 1020-nucleotide messenger RNA. RefSeq names its product eukaryotic translation initiation factor 4E type 2. The transcript has 5 exons. Bases 198 to 854 code for a protein of 218 amino acids. Lineage: Eukaryota; Metazoa; Arthropoda; Insecta; Hymenoptera; Braconidae. The record is from RefSeq and is a predicted model, not a curated record. Gene Ontology annotation, molecular function: translation initiation factor activity; RNA 7-methylguanosine cap binding. Gene Ontology annotation, biological process: translational initiation. Gene Ontology annotation, cellular component: cytoplasm; eukaryotic translation initiation factor 4F complex.
CAGUCAAAAGAGAAAACAGACGGCGUGUAGUGAAAAUAAAGAAUACACAGUCCUACGAGACAAAACGAAAUAAAUUGAAAUAAUUCAUUCACUCUAACAUUUAUUUUGUAAUAACUUGUACCUGCCGAGCGAUAAACUCUUGAGAUAACUAUUUUAUCAGUUUAAUUAAUUCAUAGUAUUUAUAAAUACCUCUCAAUAUGUCAGAGAAAUUCGACGGAGCCAAGGGUAGUGAUGAAAGUGGAGACGAAGAGUCGGCACUCAAGUUGAGACUGCCCCCAAUAGAAAUAAAUCCAAAUGAUAAUCAAUUACAGUACAGUUACGCUCUGUGGUACAGUAGACGAUCAGUUGGAAAACAGAGUGAUAGGCGUUACGCAGAAAAUUUAAAGUUAAUCGGUAGGUUCGGUAGUGUUGAGCAGUUCUGGGGCCUUUACAGUCACCUGGUGAGACCUUCUGAGCUUCUGGCUUCAUCUGACUUUCAUCUAUUCAAAAAUGGAAUCAAACCCAUGUGGGAGGAUUCAGCCAAUAAACAGGGUGGAAAAUGGGCAGUAACAUUAAGAAAAGGACUGGUUGAUCGGUGCUGGGAGAACCUGGUACUUGCCAUGUUAGGGGAACAAUUUAUGGUGGGCGAGGAGAUUUGUGGAGCUGUUGUAUCUAUAAGAUUUCAGGAGGACAAAAUAUGUGUAUGGAAUAAAACAUCAUCAGACGUGGCGACGACAGCCAGGAUCAGAGACACUCUCCGGCGUGUUUUACACCUACCUGCUGACGUCCUGAUGGACUACAAACCUCACAAUGAACGUCUUAAAUAUGCCAUCAUCAAGAGUCAGAGUGAAGGGGUUGUAAAACCCACUUACUAAUUGCAAAAAGCCAAAACAAGAGCGAUUUGAUUCGACCAAUCCAAAAUUUCAAAACGAAACCACGACUAUUCGUCGAUUGUCCAUCACAGGAACAUUGAAAACAACAGAAAAGUAUUGUUAUUAAUUUGUAAAGCCAUUAUAAAUUGUCAUAAAAAUUGCAGAUGCA